Tupaia belangeri chinensis (Chinese tree shrew) is the source of this 975-nucleotide messenger RNA. RefSeq lists its product as uncharacterized. NCBI's taxonomy places the organism in Eukaryota, Metazoa, Chordata, Mammalia, Scandentia, Tupaiidae. Gene Ontology annotation, molecular function: DNA binding; protein heterodimerization activity; structural constituent of chromatin. The coding region runs from base 1 to 975 and encodes 324 amino acids. Gene Ontology annotation, cellular component: nucleosome. The record is from RefSeq and is a predicted model, not a curated record. The transcript has a single exon.
AUGGCCACAGAGCAGUCGCCAUCCUCCCCAGUCACAUGCACCAUCCUCACAGUCGCCAUCCUCCGCAGUCACAUCCACGUCCACCCUGUGCACGAGCACACAUGCAUGCACACUGCCCCGUAUCUCUCCUACAACGUUCCUGCCCAGCAGAAAACGAGCAAGGGCCCAGUGAAGAGGGUGAGUCACCAGCAAGUUGCUCCCAAGGCCAGGCCGUGGCUAGGCCCAGGCGCGGGCCCUGGAUCUCCCGCUCCCCGGCUCCCUCCUACCCUUGGGGCCAGCAGUCACCCGGAAGUGUCACAAAGGCCACUCCCGGGGCCAAUGAGGAGGCUGGCCCGGGUGCUAGGAGGCGGAGGCCCGUACUGGUCGCUACACGCCGUGGCUUCGCGUCGUGGCUUCCGAUCGAGCUGCGUGGAGCCACAUCUGCGCUGCACGCAGGAAGCCGGAGAGCUUCUCACCCAACGCCUGCCCAGCAUGUCGGAGCGGAGGAACCAUCGAGGGUCCUUGUGUUGCCUCAGGAGGCGGGCCCGCUCCCACACUCCCCGAGCUGAGGUGACAUGCUCCUUGAGCCUGAUGGAGCAUCUUCUGCGGGAGGGUCACUACACCCAAUGCCACAGCGCCUCCGCACCCGUUUUCCUAGCCGCCAUCGUGGAGUACCUGACCACCAAGAACCUCCUGGAGCUGGCAGGCAAUGAGGCCCACAACCUUGGCAGGAAGCACAUCACCCCAGACCUCAUGGACACGUCUGUGCUUAACAACGUGCUGCUGAGCGGCUUCUCUGGGUCCACGACCUAUAUCACAAGUCGCCCCAGGCCAGGAGUAGCUGCUCACAACCUGGCCCGGUCCCGGGGCCUCACUCUUCCACCCGGCCCACCCAUCCAGCCUUCCAUCCACCCUUCGGUCCACCCGCCCAUCCGUCCACCCAUCCACCCACCCACCCACCUGUCCACCCUUCCAUCCACCCAGCCGUCCGCAUAA